AGCCUCGCGGGGAGCGCAGGGGCGCGCGCGCAGCUGCGUCUCUCCGCGCAGGCGCGCCGCCGGGACCCGGAAGCAGUCGCUGGAGCCCCGCCCCGCCCGCCAAUACCGCGGCGCGGCCGCAAGGCGCUUCCUUUCUGCGCUCGAGCACGUCGCGAACGCACCAGGCCCCGCCACCAUGCAGAACGACGCCGGCGAGUUCGUUGACCUGUACGUGCCGCGGAAAUGCUCAGCGAGCAACCGCAUCAUUGGCGCCAAGGACCACGCGUCCAUCCAGAUGAACGUGGCCGAGGUGGACAAAGUAACCGGCAGGUUCAACGGGCAGUUUAAGACGUACGCCAUCUGCGGGGCCAUCCGCAGGAUGGGCGAGUCCGAUGAUUCCAUUCUCCGCCUGGCCAAGGCCGACAGCAUCGUGUCCAAGAACUUCUGAGGGAGCAGCAUGGAGGGGGAGACCGGCAUGAAUAAACGGUGCAAACCCA
Messenger RNA from Sorex araneus (European shrew), 476 nucleotides. It is a transcript of the gene RPS21, whose product is annotated as ribosomal protein S21. Lineage: Eukaryota; Metazoa; Chordata; Mammalia; Eulipotyphla; Soricidae. Gene Ontology annotation, biological process: endonucleolytic cleavage to generate mature 3'-end of SSU-rRNA from (SSU-rRNA, 5.8S rRNA, LSU-rRNA); endonucleolytic cleavage in ITS1 to separate SSU-rRNA from 5.8S rRNA and LSU-rRNA from tricistronic rRNA transcript (SSU-rRNA, 5.8S rRNA, LSU-rRNA); translation. The transcript has 6 exons. Gene Ontology annotation, molecular function: structural constituent of ribosome. Bases 176 to 427 code for a protein of 83 amino acids. The record is from RefSeq and is a predicted model, not a curated record. Gene Ontology annotation, cellular component: cytosolic small ribosomal subunit; ribosome.